Molecule: messenger RNA, 2449 nt
Organism: Cololabis saira (Pacific saury)
Lineage: Eukaryota; Metazoa; Chordata; Actinopteri; Beloniformes; Belonidae
Gene: camkk1b
Product: calcium/calmodulin-dependent protein kinase kinase 1, alpha b
Exons: 17
Coding region: 294-1760 (488 amino acids)
Biological process (GO): CAMKK-AMPK signaling cascade; protein phosphorylation; activation of protein kinase activity
Molecular function (GO): ATP binding; protein kinase activity
Source: RefSeq, a predicted model, not a curated record
UAGUGUUGUCCCGUCCGUCAACAGGGCCAGCUGGCCAGCCAUCCUCAGAAUAACUCUCAUCUAUAUGCGGCCAGAGUUAAUCCCUAAGACGCGCUCUGCUGAUGUCCCUGGACGCUCUUCAGUGAAAGUCCUGCAGACUGAGAGGAGCUCCACCACCUCAAAACAUGCACACUCACCUGAACAGCCCUGAAGACCACACUUCUCCUCUGUCGCAGUGAUGCAUCCUCCAACACUUCCACCGAGUCACCUGCGGGUCGUUCAGCUGUGAGGGAACCGCGACCCGACCUCCCACCAUGAGUGCUGAGCCCGUCUGCAGGGCAGAGCCGGACUCUGAGCACCACGGUGAGCUGUCCGACAUGGUGGCCUCCAUGGAUGUGAGCGCCAGCCGCAUGACCCCGCCCAACGGCUACAGGUCCGGGCCUCCCAGGACCAGCAGCGGCAGCAGAGCUCCACUCUCAGACAGGAAGUUAUCGCUGCAGGAGAAAGGGAGCCGCAUGGCCCGACAGCGAACCAUUGAGACCAAGCGCGUGUCCAUCACAGACGCUGAUGACUGUGUCCAGCUAAACCAGUAUAAAAUGAAUAAGGAGAUUGGAAAGGGUUCAUAUGGAGUGGUGAAGUUGGCUUAUAAUGAAUACUCAGAACAGUACUAUGCAAUGAAAGUGGUGUCAAAAAAGAGGCUGAUGAGGCUGUGUGGAUUUUUGCGCCGCCCGCCUCCUUCAGGGUCAAACCAGGACACGCCGCUCAAAGGGGCGAUGCCCCUGGAGCGAGUGUACAGGGAGAUCGCCAUCCUCAAGAAGCUGGACCACCAUAACGUUGUCAAGCUGGUGGAGGUGCUCGAUGAUCCUGAUGAAGACGGACUCCACAUGGCCUUCGAAUUGAUGACAAAAGGGCCGGUGAUGGAGGUGCCCACAGAAACCCCUCUAACGGAGGAGCAGGCUCGCUUCUACUUCAGAGACGUCGUCCUGGGAAUAGAAUACUUGCACUACCAGAAGAUCAUCCACAGAGACAUUAAACCCUCCAACCUGCUGCUGGGCGACGACGGUCACGUCAAGAUCGCAGACUUUGGCGUGAGCAACGAGUUUGAGGGGACGGACGCCCUCCUGUACAGCACGGCGGGGACGCCGGCCUUCAUGGCUCCGGAGACGAUGACCGAACACCAGCAGAGCUUCAGUGGAAAGGCCCUAGACGUUUGGGCCAUGGGAGUCACGCUGUACUGUUUCGUCUUUGGGACGUGCCCUUUUUAUGAUGAGUACAUUGUUUCUCUGCACAACAAGAUCAAGAACAAACUCGUGGAGUUUCCAGACACUCCGUUGAUAAGCAGUGAACUGAAAGACCUCAUUGAAAAGAUGCUAGAGAAAGACCCCACGACAAGAAUCACCAUCCCUGAAGUGAAGCUCCACCCGUGGGUGACGGAGAACGGCCUGAACCUUCUCCCUCUGGAGGAGGAGCACUGCACGGAGGUGGAGGUCACCGACGAGGAGGUGCAGAACAGCGUCAAACUCAUCCCCAGCCUUUCCACCGUGAUUCUUGUGAAGUCCAUGCUGAGGAAGCGCUCUUUCAGUAAUCCCUUCGAGGUUCAGGGCAGACGAGCAGAGAGGUCCAUGUCCGCCCCUGGAGGUCUCCUUACUGGUUCUUGGGGCUUACAGGGGUCUUCGCUUCUGUCUCAUCCUUUCUUGAGUAAAGCCAGCAGGGAGGGCAGCAGAGACGGAGAGCUGGAGGACUUGUACGAAGACGAAGCAUUUCAAGAUAGUGCAGACUAAAAUGACAGUGGUAGUGCAGUAUUAUGUGUUUUCUACACUUGUUCAUUCAUCUUUCGCUUCUUGCUUGCUCCGGUCACUUCACAACGGUCCCUUUUUUCCACUUUUCUCCAGAAGGAUUUGGGAUUGAGAUACUAUUAUAGAUCUAUAGUGCUUUAACUACACACGACUUCUUUAAAAAUCCGAUUAGAUGUCAUUGUGUUGUUUUUGUUUUAAUAAGCUGUUGCAGUUGAAAUUAUUGGUGCAAUUUACAUCAUCAUAGAAUGUAUAGUUUAUUUUAUGGAUUCAAAAAUGUAAAUAUGCAUUAUGAAGAAGAUAUUUUUACAUUUUCCUACAACAGUUAAGAAUAAAAGUUUUAAAAAAAGUUAUACAUUUAACCAGACUGUGAAUAUGUUUUUGUCUAAAUUGAUUAUAAAACACAACGGUUUUAGUCUUAUUUUAUUUUUCAGCAGGUCUGUUUAUUUUCUUUGAGACUCAUGGUAUUUAUUCUUGAGUGGUAUUUAAAGCCCUUUUUAAAUCAAAAAUACGUUCAUGAUAUUUCUCAUAUUCUUUCUUGUAUCGUCUCCUGCAUGCCUGCACUUCAGUCUUCAGACCAGAAGAGGGCAGCAUUGGGAAGAAAAUAAAAGCUCCAACUUUGUUGAAGUGCCUUUGAGCAGGACUUCAGUUGCAGGGACACUGCUUUGACAAAUACA